GUUCAAUGACUAUUUCUCAUCAACGAAUAUAGAGAACAACGAUUCGAUUACUUUCAAGAAAUAGACCAAGUAUUCAAAAAUCACUCAGAAUGUUACCUCUUAUCACCCUCGAGGAACACUUUCUUUCCUCCGCAGUGCUUGCCGCCCAACAAGCAAGCGGGGCCCCUGACCCAUUCGCAGGAUUCCCAGUUCAAAUCUCCAGGAAACUAAAAUCCCUUGACAGUGAACGGGUAAAGGAUAUGGAUGAUGGAAACAUCUCUCUACAAAUUCUUUCUCAUGGUCCUAUGGAUCAUGCUCCUCUCAAAUUGUGUCAAGAAAUCAACGAUGAACUCGCAGCUGCUAUCUCCAAGAAUCCGUCCCGUCUAAAAGGGUUCGCAACUUUACCUAUGGGCUCGCCUUUAGACGCAGCUCAAGAGUUAGAUCGAUGUAUCAAUAAACUCGGCUUUGUGGGCGCAUUAAUUGACAACCAUCUUGACGGCGAGUUCUACGAUGAUGAGAAAUUCUGGAGUGUUUUUGAAAAAGCUAGUGCUUUGGAUGUACCUAUCUAUAUCCAUCCCAAUUUCACAGCUGAGAAGGAUAUGAGCAAAUACCGUGGCAACUAUCCUGAGGGUGUAGCAAUGGCGUUGAGUAAUUGGGGACUAGGGUGGCAUUUCGAUACUGGGCUUCAUUUUUUGCGUCUCUAUGCUGCGGGAUUGUUUGAUCGGUUUCCGAAGUUAAAAAUAGUGUUGGGUCAUAUGGGUGAGCUUUUGCCGUUUAAUCUGGAGAGGAUAUUCAAGGCGUCCGGGAGAUGGGGAAGGGAGAGGGGAUUAGAAAAUGUUUGGGAGGAAAAUUUGUGGGUUACUACGAGUGGGAUGUUUUCGUUGGCGCCUUUGGCGUGUUUGGUGCAGACAAAGGGGAAGGAUAAGAUUCUAUUUAGUGUCGAUUAUCCUUUCUCGGAAAAUGGGACGGGGAGGGAUUUUGUGGAGAGGGUGGUUAAGAGUGGACUUUUUGGGGAGGAAGAUUCGAGGGAGAUGAAGGGGUUUGCGUUUGAGAAUGCGGAGAGGUUGUUGAAGGUUAAGGCUAGGGAGUGAUGUGGUAAUUGACGACGAGAAGUCUGGUUAGUGGUGGGAUGUGCUUUGUAUCAUUAUUCUACUUUAUAUCUCAGCUCUAUUUCCGGUCGGAUGUUGGGAAAUUCAAUUGAUACCCCUCUUGCUCAGUCUUCGUAUUGUCAUCUUUGGAAAGGAGACUCAACCUGCAAACUGACCGCAGCUAAUUCCUGAUAGCUAUUAGCUAUUAGCUAAUAGCUACAUAGAUACUCAUAGAUAUCAUGUAGUCUCACAAUAAAAACA
Botrytis cinerea B05.10 is the source of this 1328-nucleotide messenger RNA. RefSeq lists its product as hypothetical. The record is from RefSeq and is a predicted model, not a curated record. Gene Ontology annotation, molecular function: carboxy-lyase activity; hydrolase activity. Gene Ontology annotation, biological process: secondary metabolic process. Gene Ontology annotation, cellular component: cytosol; cytoplasm. The transcript has a single exon. The coding region runs from base 90 to 1070 and encodes 326 amino acids. Lineage: Eukaryota; Fungi; Ascomycota; Leotiomycetes; Helotiales; Sclerotiniaceae.